Messenger RNA from Eriocheir sinensis (Chinese mitten crab), 2609 nucleotides. RefSeq lists its product as uncharacterized. Bases 62 to 1420 code for a protein of 452 amino acids. NCBI's taxonomy places the organism in Eukaryota, Metazoa, Arthropoda, Malacostraca, Decapoda, Varunidae. The transcript has 21 exons. The record is from RefSeq and is a predicted model, not a curated record.
UGAUCACAGCACUGCAGCAGACACGGCUCAGCACUGCACAGCUGCCCACUGCCCCACCACAAUGAGAGUGACUGUCGCUAUGAUGUUCGGGGGCGUGGUCCUGGCCGCCUGUCUCCUCGCCACCACUGCAGCGCCGAACCCACUGUGGAGCCUGAACCUCGAGAAUGCCAGCCGUGGCAGCGGCAGCCGCAGCAACAGUCGCUCUGUUGAGGAGAGGCUCGUGAAGAGGAGCCUGAAUCUCGAGGAUGCCAGCCGCAGCAACAGUCGCUCAGUUGAGGACAGGCUGGUGAAGAGGAGCCUGGACCUCGAGGAUGCCAGCCGCAGCAACAGUCGCUCUGUUGAGGACAGGCUGGUGAAGAGGAGCCUGAAUCUCGAGGAUGCCAGCCGCAGCAACAGUCGCUCUGUUGAGGACAGGCUGGUGAAGAGGAGCCUGAAUCUCGAGGAUGCCAGCCGCAGCAACAGUCGCUCAGUUGAGGACAGGCUCGUGAAGAGGAGCCUGAACCUCGAGAAUGCUAGCCGUGGCAGCAACAGUCGCUCUGUUGAGGACAGGCUCGUGAAGAGGAGCCUGGACCUCGAGGAUGCUAGCCGUGGCAGCAACAGUCGCUCUGUUGAGGACAGGCUCGUGAAGAGGAGCCUGAACCUCGAGAAUGCCAGCCGUGGCAGCGACAGCAGCAGCGGCAGUCGCUCCGUUGAGGACAGGCUCGUGAAGAGGAGCCUGAACCUCGAGAAUGCCAGCCGUGGCAGCGACAGCAGCAGCGGCAGUCGCUCCGUUGAGGACAGGCUCGUGAAGAGGAGCCUGGACCUCGAGAAUGCCAGCCGUGGCAGCGACAGCAGCAGCGGCAGUCGCUCUGUUGAGGACAGGCUCGUGAAGAGGAGCCUGAACCUCGAGAAUGCCAGCCGUGGCAGCGGCAGCCGCAGCAACAGUCGCUCUGUUGAGGACAGGCUCGUGAAGAGGAGCCUGAACCUCGAGGAUGCCAGCCGUGGCAGCGUCAGUGACUCUGUUGAUGAGAGGCUUGUGAAAAGGAGUCUGAACCUCGACGAUGCCGGAAGCAGCGGCAGUGACUCUGUUGAGGACAGGCUCGUGAAGAGGAGCCUGAACUUCGAGGAUGCCAGCCGUGGCAGCGACAGUGACUCAGUUGAGGAGAGGCUCGUGAAGAGGAGCCUGAACCUCGAGGAUGCCAGCCGUGGCAGCAUCAGUGACUCUAUUGAAGAGAGGCUCGUGAAGAGGAGCCUGAACCUCGAGGAUGCCAGCCGUGGCAGCGGCAGUGACUCAGUUGAGGAAAGGCUGGUGAAGAGGAGCCUGAACCUCGAGAAUGCCAACCGUUUCAGAGGCAGUCGCUCUGUUGAGAACAGGCUCGUGAAGAGGAGCCUGGCGCUGCACGACUCCAGCAGCAGCAGCGGCAGCGACUCACUGGAGUAGAGAGAAGCUGUGACGGACUCACCUUAAGGAGACAGACAACCAUGCCAGUGGCAGCCACCAUGGCCUUCCCCCCCCUCCACCACCACCACCCGCUCUUCCUAGAGCUCCCAACAAGUUGACAUCUCUCUCCAUCUAUCUAUCUAUCUAUCUAUCUACAUCUCUCCUGUUCAUCGCCUCUGAUCUGUCCUCACUAACCGUUUCCCUAUUGUCUCAUCAACACCAGAGAGUAGUUCAGCAUGCUCUCUAAAGACAGCCUCUCUAUCCACACCACACUAAAUUCACACAACAUACACACCUUUUCCCAAAAUUCAAAAUUCAAAAUGGCGUACUAAAACAAUGCCUCGGGGUCCCCCCCUGGAGGGGGGACCACAAAUUCCCCCAAGGAGGACUCCCCUUCUGGCUGCCGACUUAAGAGGUAUCUUGAUAACUCUUCGAACCUCUUUCUUAUCAAUUUUUGCAACAUUCGCGGUCUUGGUUCUAAUUUUCAUUCUGUGGAACACCAUCUCUCUUCCUUUAAACCUCAUCAUCUCUUCCCCACCGAAACACAGGUUUUGAGGCUACUGACAGCAAUCUCUACUCUGUUCCCACACCACUUGCUCUCGUGCCCACGACCUUGACUCUUCAGAAUUAUCCACCAUCUGGCUAAGACUUCAUUGUCAGAGGUGGGCAACUGCGGUACUUAGUGCGGUAGUGCGCUAGUACCGCAUCACAAAAAAAGUACCGCGCUACCGCAAACUUUCUGAAAAUACCGCACUACCGCGGACCGCACUAAAAAAACCUGCGGUGCUUUUUGCGGUACUUAGAAAACCAUCGAAGACAUUUGCAGCGCGGCAUGCUCACAGAAAUGUCUUUUUUUUUAUUGUUUUACAGUGACUCGGAAUCAAUCAGUCAAUCGGUAGCAGUCAUCAGAAUCAGUGAUUCAAUCAUUAUGACUUUUCAGUUAUUGUUCAAAAUUAAAUACUAAAUGAACAACUCAGAGUAAAUCUGUUCGUCACUCAACCCGAGGCGGCGCGCCACGACUGUGACGAUGACUGUAGGCUACAUGGCAGUGUACAACAGUACAAGUAAGCACUAACAUGAUCGCCGCUCAAUCUCAUGUCACGUACAAAUUUUUCUUUGAUGUAUAACAUUAACAUAGACCACAGUACAUACUAAAUCUGUUUUUUAACUUCAUUGUAACUUCUCUCUC